AUGAAGGCGUCUAUUUUAGUGACUCUGUUAACAUUAGUACCAUUUUCCACGCAAAUCCUGGUAAAUAAAUGUGAAGGCGUGGAUUCGGUACCCUCGGUCAACAUCAUUUCGAACGGUCUCGCCUGCGAAGCGCCGCCCUGUCCGGUUUUCUUGGGGGCCGUGGCCGAAAUGCAAGUCAACUUUUCAUCCUCGAUUUAUUUCGAAAGUUUGAAGCCGAAUAUAACAGUAAUCGCGCUCGGAGCGGUGGUACCUGUACCGCCUAAUCAACAGGAUGGUUGCGAGGGGAUCUUGAACACCGUGUGUCCAGUUGUUGCAGGAGAAACUAUCGAUUAUAUUUAUAAGUUGCAGGUUUAUAGCUUUUUCCCGAAGAUCGAGUUUACGGUGAUAUUUUCGAUGGUCAACGAAUUAAAGGAGUUAGUGACCUGCUUCUCCGUCGACCUUUUAGUAAAAAGCAAAAAUUAA
This is a messenger RNA of Phyllotreta striolata, 462 nucleotides long. The record is from the annotation of a GenBank genome assembly. Lineage: Eukaryota; Metazoa; Arthropoda; Insecta; Coleoptera; Chrysomelidae.